Messenger RNA from Phodopus roborovskii (desert hamster), 2358 nucleotides. It is a transcript of the gene Ilvbl, whose product is annotated as ilvB acetolactate synthase like. Lineage: Eukaryota; Metazoa; Chordata; Mammalia; Rodentia; Cricetidae. Gene Ontology annotation, biological process: L-valine biosynthetic process. The record is from RefSeq and is a predicted model, not a curated record. The coding region runs from base 203 to 2101 and encodes 632 amino acids. The transcript has 16 exons. Gene Ontology annotation, molecular function: magnesium ion binding; thiamine pyrophosphate binding; flavin adenine dinucleotide binding. Gene Ontology annotation, cellular component: acetolactate synthase complex.
GCGAAAGGGGCAUCAUCGCGCGCGCCCGAAUCACGUGACCCAGAGGUGUCUUAGUUCCUCUGGAGUCAGUGACGUUUCCUAUAGGCAAAGGUCAUAGGGCCUGGCGGGCAGGGGAUGUGUGUUUAGUGGAGUUGGCGGAGCUACCUACUGCAGUGUGGUGACCUCGGCCGAAGGCCAAAGGUCAAGAAUUAGGUUCCACCUCAUGGAGACUCCCGCGGCCGCCGCACCUGCCGGGGGUUUCUUCCCCUCGUUCCUGCUCCUGGCGUUUGGGACACUCGUGGCUGCUGUGCUGGGCACCGCUCACAGACUGGGGCUCUUCUAUCAGCUGAUGCACAAGGUGGACAAGACAAGCACCCGGCAUGGUGGGGAGAGUGUGGCGGCUGUGCUCAGGGCCCAUGGUGUACGCUUUGUCUUCACACUGGUUGGUGGGCACAUUUCCCCACUGCUGGUGGCCUGUGAGAAGCUGGGCAUCCGUGUGGUAGACACACGACAUGAGGUCACUGCUGUGUUUGCUGCUGAUGCUGUGGCCCGCCUGACUGGGACAGUGGGCGUGGCUGCAGUGACAGCUGGCCCUGGUCUCACCAACACAGUGACUGCAGUGAAGAAUGCUCAGGUGGCGCAGUCCCCGGUCCUGCUCCUGGGUGGGGCUGCCAGCACCCUGCUGCAGAAACGGGGAGCACUCCAGGCCAUUGAUCAGAUGUCUCUGUUCAGGCCGCUCUGCAAGUUUUGCGCUUCUGUGCGGACAGUACGAGACAUUGUACCUACGCUGAGGGCUGCGAUGGCUGCUGCCCAGUCAGGCACCCCAGGUCCCGUGUUUGUGGAGCUGCCUCUUGACGUGCUGUACCCCUACUUCAUGGUCGAGAAGGAGAUGGUUCCAGCCAAGUUGCCCAAGGGCCUCAUGGGUAGAGUUGUCUUCUGGUACUUGCAGAACUGCCUGACCAACCUUUUUGUUGGGGCUUGGGAGCCUCGUCCUGAGGGGCCUCUGCCCUUGAACAUUCCCCAGGCGUCUCCCCAGCAGAUCCAGCGCUGUGUGGAGAUCCUGAGCCGGGCCAAGAGACCCCUGCUGGUGCUUGGGAGCCAGGCCCUGCUGCCUCCAACCCCUGCCACCAAGCUUAGGGCUGCUGUGGAGACCCUAGGUGUCCCCUGCUUCCUAGGGGGGAUGUCUCGGGGGCUGCUGGGCCGCAACCACCCUCUCCACAUCCGGCAGAACCGCAGUGCUGCGCUGAAGAAGGCAGAUGUUGUUGUCCUUGCAGGAGCCGUGUGUGAUUUCCGCCUGUCAUAUGGUCGUGUCCUUAACCGCAAGAGCAAAAUCAUCAUUGUCAAUCGGAAUCGGGAUGAUAUGUUGCUCAACUCAGAUGUCUUCUGGAAGCCCCAGGAGGCGGUGCAGGGAGAUGUGGGUUCCUUCAUACUCAAGCUGGUGGAAGGCCUUCAGGGCCAGAUGUGGGCCUCAGAUUGGGGUGAGGAGCUUCGGAAAGCUGACCAGCAGAAAGAGCAAACUUAUCGGGACAAGGCUGGAAUGCCUGUAUCUCAGCACCUGAACCCAGUAUGGGUGUUACAGCAGGUGGAGGAAAUGCUGCCUGACAAUGCUCUCCUUGUGGUUGAUGGUGGGGACUUUGUGGCCACUGCCGCCUAUUUGGUACAGCCCCGAGGGCCCCUGCGCUGGCUUGAUCCUGGAGCCUUUGGGACUCUGGGAGUUGGUGCAGGUUUUGCACUUGGGGCUAAGCUGUGUCAGCCGGAUGCCGAGGUCUGGUGCCUGUUUGGGGAUGGAGCCUUUGGCUACAGCCUCAUCGAGUUUGACACGUUCGUCAGACACAAGAUACCAGUAAUGGCCUUGAUAGGAAAUGAUGCAGGUUGGACCCAGAUUUCCCGGGAACAGGUGCCCAGGUUGGGCAGUGACAUAGCCUGUGGCCUGGCUUACACUGAUUAUCACAAGGCAGCCAUAGGCCUGGGGGCCCAGGGAUUGAUGCUGUCACGAGACAAUGAGGAUCAAGUAGUCAAAGUACUUCAUGAAGGCCAGCAGCUGUGCCAGGCGGGCCAUGCAGUCGUGGUCAACAUCCUGAUCGGGAGGACAGAUUUCAGAGAUGGCUCCAUUUCUGUAUAGGGCCUAUGUGUGGGUUCGUGUGCUUGCCUCUCUCCUUGGACUAUGCCCAGCCUGUCUAGUUUCCUCCUCAUCCUCUCUGAGCUCAGUCUCACAAGGUCCAACAACUGUACAACCUUCCGAUCAGGGAAUGAAGAGAUCAAAGCUCUAAAGAGGCACCCAAGUGGCAGCUCACUCCAUAGCCCAGCUGUAUACCUUUCUCCCUCUUACAGACUGAAUAAACCUCUUGGCUGCAUGAGCCCAAGGACUCAGUCACAUAA